AUGGAGGCCACCCACAGACGGCAUUCGACACAAACUGAAAUGAUUAUAAAGAUUAAGGAUAGAGUGAUAUUAGAGUUUCCACUAUGGUAUUCAGCCAGAGCAGAUUCUCAACACAUCCCGAGCGAAUCGUACAGAUGUAAAAAAACCCCAUCAAUGGCGUUUAAGCCUCCACCAUGGUAUUUAGCCAUAAUAGAUUCUCGACACACCUCGAGGGAUUUUUUAGUUUCAAUAUCAAGAGAAAUGAUCAAACCCCCUACAGUAUCCGAGUCUCCACCAAAGUGGCUAUCCACAGCAGAUUCUCGACAUUCUUUCGGGGAAAUGAUGAUUAAGAUUUUCCUAUUUAUGUUGGUGAAAUGCACAAAGAGAAAGCCACAGAUCAGUAAGAUCAGCAAACCAGCCCGGGUUCAACCCCCCAAGACAGCGCCAUUCCCAGCAACUCUAGCCAUAACACAAUCAUCGAAUCCGAAUUCCCAUAUCUUCAUGGCUUUCCAGCUAAGGCAUGAAGAGGUUUCCUUCAUGCGCAUACUUCACUGA
Messenger RNA from Helobdella robusta, 534 nucleotides. RefSeq lists its product as hypothetical. The record is from RefSeq and is a predicted model, not a curated record. The transcript is spliced from 4 exons. Lineage: Eukaryota; Metazoa; Annelida; Clitellata; Rhynchobdellida; Glossiphoniidae. Bases 1 to 534 code for a protein of 177 amino acids.